Molecule: messenger RNA, 1545 nt
Organism: Closterium sp. Naga37s-1
Lineage: Eukaryota; Viridiplantae; Streptophyta; Zygnematophyceae; Desmidiales; Closteriaceae
Source: the annotation of a GenBank genome assembly
AUGCGCACCCCGUCCGGCUCGUCCUACCUGGCGACGGCCGCCUCGUUCUCGGCAGCAGAACACCGGGGGAUGAUGCAGAUUAUGCCGCUGAUAGCACAUCUCCCGGAGCGCGAGGACAUCGCACGCGCCACCGUGCUGUUCUCGGAGUGGUAUGCCGCCUGCUUCCGGGUCGAUUUCCACACUGAUGAGUCGCUCGUCGAGGUGGAGGCCUUGACAACCAGGGUGGUGGAGGCGCACGUGAUAGCGUACCCGAAGCAGCGUUCAGAGUGGAGGCUCGUGAAGGUCCACCUGCUGUCCCAUCUCUCUGCGACGAUCCGGGACCGGGGCAUGCCGCUCCAGUACUCGACCAAUCUGUACGAGCACACGCACAAGACAACCGUGAAGCGGCCGGCUCGCGGUGGCAACUGGAGAAACGCAACGGAGCGCAUAGUGCAGAAGCAUGUGCAGCUGGCCGCCGCCAAAGAGCUGGCGAGGGAGAGCGGGGGUGAUGCGGUGUACGUCACGGCCAUGCACCAGGCCACCGAGGGGCAGCGCCGUGUCCUCACGCGAACAAGCAGGCGACUCCUCGUUGGGGACACCACGGACAGGUGCUACUCUGAGUAUCUCUCCCAACUUGGACAUGUGGCGCUAGCUGCGCUACCCGGUGCAUUGAGGGCGGCGCGUGUCACCACGCGCACCCUUUACGCGCACACGGCGCUAGCGAUCCCGCCACACAACCGCAUGGAGUGGACCUCGCGGGGGCAGUUUGUGAAGGCCACCCCGGCGCAGCCGCUCUUUUCUCACAUUGCCAUUGCUGCUAGGCGGAACGUGUGGUACGGCCAGUGUCUCAUCCUCUUCCAUUUCAUGGACAGCGCAGGGAUGGCGCACGAGCGUGCGUUUGUGAGGUACUAUGACGAGGAGGAGCGCUGCUGCCCUGCCACGGGCUGCAAGAGGCUAUCCCCAACAGUGGGGGAGAAUGCGUUUUCAGUGAUUGAGCUUGACUCCAUCCUCUCUCUCGCUCACAUUGUGCGAGAUUCACAUGUUCCUACUCCUCUCCCCACUCGCUCUUCUUCCCUCUACCCCAACCCGCCCCAUUCUCCUCCCCCCAGCCCCCUCCCCGCACUCUCAGGCGCAGCCAAGCUGAUUGUCAGGAGCGCGUGUACUGCUUCCAGGUGCAUCAUCAACGCGAAUAGUGCCUUCCCCAUAUUCACCUCCCCUUCGUCCGGCCCCACGGGGGGGCAGUUGACUCUGGUCAACCUCAGCUUCGUGGGGUUGACAGGAGGCGUCUUUCGCAACGUGCAGGCGACCAUCAACGUGACUGGAUGCGAAUUCGCCAACAACACGGCUCCUAGCGGUGGUGUGCUCAGUGACUCCUUCCCUGCAGCAGUCACCCCUCCCAGCCGCCUCUUCUCGAAAUGCACCUUCCGCAACAACACACGGGCAAUCGUCAUCAACGGGGAGAGCCCCGAGCGGAGCGUGCCUGCUACGUCGUUUGUGAGCUGUGUCUUCCGAGACAACAGUGCGCCCAUGAGCAAGUUGGGGCUGGAGGGGCCAUCUUCUCUCUAG